Neltuma alba is the source of this 2407-nucleotide messenger RNA. RefSeq names its product cucumisin-like. NCBI's taxonomy places the organism in Eukaryota, Viridiplantae, Streptophyta, Magnoliopsida, Fabales, Fabaceae. The coding region runs from base 100 to 2253 and encodes 717 amino acids. Gene Ontology annotation, biological process: proteolysis. The record is from RefSeq and is a predicted model, not a curated record. Gene Ontology annotation, molecular function: serine-type endopeptidase activity. The transcript is spliced from 10 exons.
CUCUCUUUUCUCCUCCGCCUAUUCCUCCUUCUUCCUCUCUUCUCCGUUCUCAUUGAACACUGUUAUUCUAAACCAGAUCGAAAGACAUAUAUCGUGUACAUGGGUCAUCAUCCAAAGGGCAUCAACCCCUCAUCCUUGCCUUUGCUACACGCCACCAUGGCUCAAAACGUCCUUGGCAGCGAUUUUGCACCGGAAUUAGUACUGUACAGCUAUUGGAAGAGCUUCAAUGGAUUUGUCAUGAAGUUAACUGAUGAAGAAGCCAAAACAAUGGCCGGAAUGGAGAAUGUAGUGUCUGUUUUCCCCAACAGAAGGAACAAAAUCCAUACAACAAGGUCGUGGGAUUUCGUUGGUCUUUCCCAAAAAGUGAAAAGAAGUGAUUUGGAGAGCGACGUAAUUGUGGGUGUUCUUGAUUCAGGAAUUUGGCCAAAAUCUGAAAGCUUCAGUGACAAAGGAUAUGGUCCUCCACCUGCCAAAUGGAAGGGCUCAUGCCACAACUUCCCUUGUAACAAAAAAAUAAUAGGAGCGAAGUAUUUUAACUGUCCAAUGGAAUUUGAUAAAGAUGAUAUAAAAAGUCCAAUUGAUACAAAUGGACAUGGUACACACACUGCAUCAACAGUUGCUGGAAACUCAGUUGGAUCAGCCAGUCUACUAGGCUUGGGUUCCGGCACAGCGAGAGGCGGCGUUCCGUCGGCACGAAUUGCGGUGUACAAGGUGUGUUGGGGCAACAGGGGUACAUGCCACGACGCAGACAUCUUGGCUGCAUUUGAUGAAGCAAUUUCUGAUGGUGUUGACAUUAUUUCCCUUUCUGUGGGAGCUCGAGGAGGGAACCCUGCUGAGUAUUUUGAAGAUGCAACUGCAAUUGGAGCUUUUCAUGCCAUGGCAAGAGGCAUAUUAACAUCUAAUUCUGCCGGUAACGAUGGUCCUGAGAGUUACACAAUGAGCACCUUAGCUCCUUGGUUGAUUUCUGUGGCUGCUACCACUAUUGACAGAAAGUUCUCUACCAAACUUCAAUUAGGCAAUGGCUUGGUUUUUGACGGAAUCUCCAUUAAUACGUUUGACCUCAAGGAUAAACAGUAUUCAUUGAUUCAUGCUUCAGACGCUCCCAAUGUCAGAGGUGGAUUUAAUUCAUCUUUUUCUAGGUACUGCUUCCCAGGCUCUUUGGACAGAGAAUUGGUGAAAGAAAAGAUUGUUAUGUGUGAUUAUCAAUUCGCAGAUAAUGAGGUUGCAUUCAUAGCUGCUGGUGUUGUACAAACAAGCCCAUUUCCUAAAGAUUAUGCUGUUUUAUCUGCUCUUCCUGCAAUUGACAUUAGUUUUGAAGAUGGUAAACGCAUACACUCCUACAUGAAAUCCUCUAGGAAUCUAACGGCAACUAUAUCAAGGACUUGCACUGAAAAGGACUUAUCCGCUCCAUAUGUAGCAUCCUUCUCAUCCAGAGGUCCUAAUCCCAUCAAUCCUGAUAUACUCAAGCCGGACAUAAGUGCUCCAGGAGUGGACAUUUUAGCAGCAUGGUCUUCCCUAGCUCCCAUCUCAAAUGUGAAAGGUGACAACAGAAACAGACAUUUUAAUAUCAUUUUUGGCACUUCCAUGGCCUGCCCUCAUGUUACUGCCUCCGCUGUUUAUGUUAAAACAUUCCAUCCUAAGUGGUCACCUUCUGCAAUCAAGUCUGCUCUUAUGACAACUGCUACUCCUUUGAGUGCUGCGAUGAAUCCGGACGCAGAAUUUGCAUAUGGAGCUGGGCAAAUCAACCCCGUGAAGGCACUGAAUCCUGGCUUAGUUUAUGAUGCUAAGGAAAUUGAUUAUGUGAAGUUUCUGUGUCGCCAAUCUCAUUAUGACGACAAAAAACUUCGAUCCAUUACUUGGAAUCACAGAAGUAGUUGUGCAGAAUUUGAUAAAGAAAAACAUGGCGGGGACUUGAAUCUUCCAUCCUUUGCCUUGCAAGUUAAUGUGUCGUUGGUUUUCCCACGUUCCUUUCAUAGGACUGUGACUAAUGUUGGAUUCUCUACAUCCAAAUAUGAAGCUAAGAUCAUUGCCCCUCCCUCGUUAACUAUUCAAGUAAAGCCUAAAGUUCUUCACUUCACAUCAUUGGGGCAGAAAAAGUCAUACAAACUUACCGUGGAGGGAAUAGCCAAUGUGGAUAUACUCUCUGCCUCUUUGAUUUGGGAUGACGGCACUUUCCAAGUAAGGAGCCCUAUUGUGGUGUAUAGUGAUCAAAUUGCCUUCCAUCCUCAUGAGGGAGAAGAAGCAAAUACCUAGCUUGGUAGGACUUUUAAUUAAUUAAUAUGGGAAAUGGAACUACUCUCAUGAUCCCAUAUAUGUGUAAGAAUAAUGACACUAAGAAUAAAACAUUUAAUCCUCCAGUUCAUAAUAAAAGAUCUAAUUAGAAAGUUGGUUUUGAUUCUAAAUCUAA